Molecule: messenger RNA, 3111 nt
Organism: Colletotrichum karsti
Lineage: Eukaryota; Fungi; Ascomycota; Sordariomycetes; Glomerellales; Glomerellaceae
Exons: 9
Biological process (GO): actin filament polymerization; Arp2/3 complex-mediated actin nucleation
Cellular component (GO): Arp2/3 protein complex; actin cytoskeleton
Molecular function (GO): RNA binding; actin filament binding
Source: RefSeq, a predicted model, not a curated record
CUGAGCCAACCUCACGAACCCCGCGGUCAACAUCCAACUCCAACCUCUCAGCAUCACCAAGGUUGGACGCGGCCAGGUUUUGCCAUCAUGUCUCAAUCUCUGCGACCCUACCUCCAGGCCGUCCGGAGCAGUCUGACGGCUGCCCUGACGCUCUCCAACUUCGCUUCCCAAACCGCCGAGCGUCACAAUGUCCCCGAGAUCGAGGCGCAGACCUCCCCCGAGGUCCUCCUAACCCCUCUCACGAUUGCACGUAACGAGAACGAGCGCGUCCUGAUCGAACCGAGCAUCAAUUCCGUGCGGAUAUCCAUCAAGAUCAAGCAGGCCGACGAAAUCGAGCAUAUUCUGGUCCACAAGUUCACCCGUUUCUUGACGCAGAGAGCCGAAUCGUUCUUUAUUCUGAGGAGAAAGCCUAUCAAGGAGAUCAACGCCACGUGGCACACCGACCCCUUUUACGGAGCAUGGGAUACUGAUACCAGUCCUCAGGGAUACGACAUUUCCUUCCUGAUUACCAACUUCCACACCGAGGAGAUGCUGAAGCACAAGCUGGUCGACUUCAUUAUUCAGUUCAUGGAGGAGGUUGAUAAGGAGAUUUCGGAGAUGAAGCUCUUCUUGAACGCGAGAGCCAGAUUCGUGGCUGAAUCCUUCCUCACUCCCUAUGCUGGCAUGAAUGGCAAGAAGGACCAGAUGAAGAUGCGGAAGCAGCACCAGCAGAAGAAGCUGCAUCACAUGACCCAUCAGGGCUCAGUCAACAUCAGUGACUUGCCUCAGACCGUCUCUGAGGAGGCUGACUAUGACAAUGAGCCUGGUGGUGUUCGUCUCAAUGGUGCCCUCUUUGUCACCAACUCAGACCAGAUUCAGAACAGGGCUCCUUCUCAUUUGAACCCUACUUCCUCCCCUUGGCACCCCAAGAGCAACGGAAUCCAUAAGGUCCAAGAGCCGAUUCCUCAGACUCAGUCAUUGCCCGACAUGGAUGACACUGUUUCCACCGCCGAUACGGCCUCUGACAGCCAAGGCAACCCCGAGAUCGCCAGCCAGGUCUCCUCUCCCACUCUUGCCAAUUUGCCCACCCAGGGUGUGUAUGACAAGGGUAGCAUCAUGUCUGGUCUGCAGUUCGUGACUGGCCACUGGGCGGCUCCCCAGCAGAGUCUCGCGGCCAUGAACGCCAACAACGGGUCUCAGCUCACUGGCAGCGCCUCGAUGGGCACUCUGCCCUACCAGACUCCUGUUCGCGAGAACGACGGUAGCGAACUUCAGGGCUCUCAGGGCUCCAUCGGCACGGUCUUCCACGCGGGCGUCCCCAGCCCUGGUGAUAGCGACACUCCGAAGGCAUCCAACCCCGGCAUGAUGACCGAGCCUCGCAACUUUGCUCCUCGCGCCACUGGUAACCUUGCCCACUUGGGAGCUCCUCCUAAGUUCGACUUGAACAGCAUCGUCAACGACAAUUCGACUCCUGCCGCCUCUCAGGAUCCUUUCGUCACGCAAGCUUCCCAGGGCGGUCCAGUCCAGCCUUUGUUCGGCUCGCAGAUGAACACGACCCAGAUGCUUAUGACGGGUCAAUUGCCUUUCGGCCCUGCAACUGGCGAGACUCUCCAUUUCGACCAGCUCCCUCGCGAUAACGAGUUCGGUAGUGCCACAGGGGGCAACACCCAGUCGUUUGCCGUCAACAAUGGAGGUUCCUCCCAGAAUGUCCAGGGUAUGGCCAUGCAGAAGAGUGCUGGCAACGCCGCCGGAGCUCUUGCUGUCCACCAGGGAGCUAUCCAGUCUUACACCAAUCAGGGAGAUGUAACUCCCUACCAGGCUGGCUACCCGUCUCAGCAUUCCAUGACUCCGGUCGCCGUUGCGCCGUACAUUGCUCCCGCUCCCGACUACGUCCGAGCCCAGCGCUCUCACGAGCUGAACCGCUUGACGGCUACCACGAGUGGCCUUCCUACCGCCGAAACGGCUAUGCAUCACAGCAACUUCCCUUUCAUCGAGCCUGCCAGCCGCCCGGGCAACUUCACCGUCCGAGGUGUCGUCAAGAUUGGUAACAUCCCCUUUGUCACCAAUCGCUCCGAGAUCAUCGCCGUCCUCGGGCGCAACUCUCGCAUCCUCAACGAUACCGAGGAGCCUGUUCACAUCAUCAUGGAGCGUGUCACUGGCAAGACUACCGAUGCUUACGUCGAGUUCCAGACUCUGGAGGAUGCCGCCAAGGCUGUUGAAAAGCACCAGCAGAACAUUGGCCGUGGCAGAGUCACCCGCAUUGGUCAGCGCCCCGUGGAGAUUGAGCUCUCCAGCCAGGCUGCUCUCAUGAAGGACUUGUUCCCUUCCGCUCGUGGUGUCUUCUGGAACGGAACCAACCCUCAGGUGCUCGCCAACAACGCUAAUGAGCCUUGGGACAACUUCAAGGGCUUCGUCUCCAACGAGGAGAUGACCAUGCUUGUCAAGCACGUCGAGGUCCCUCACCGGUCUCCCUUCUCGAAGGAGUGCCCUCAGCGCCCCUUCGAGUGCUUGAUCAGCACCCUUACCAAGUUCCCGUGGCAUAUGAAGACGCACAUCACCAUUAUGCAGCGCCACGCCAUGCACAAGGCGACAUGCGACCUGGUUCGCAUUUUGGUCAACAGCAUCCGUGACCGUCGUGACGAGCUCAAUCUCACGCAGCGUCUUCUGAAGCGCGUGGUUGCUGCGGCGAUGCGCUGCGAGGGCUUCUCAGCUACCCAGAAGGACGACAUUGCCUACCUGGUCGACAUGGGCGAGAUGGAGCAGCGCUCCUUCGGCCAGCCGCGCUUUGCCGAGAGCUGGCGUCACCUCUACGUUCUUGUGCCCAAGACCGGUGUUCCCCUGGAUGUGAUUGAGUGGUACAUUGCCGUGAUUCGCGAGGAGACCAACCGUUUCCUCGAGACGCAGGCUUUCCAGGAGAAGUGCCAGACCCGCGCCAUCGGCGACACCACAGACCUCUACUUUGGCUACUUCUGGCGUGAGCUGAACCACCCCGUCGGCCCGGCUUUCGACAGCAUGACUCUCUCGCAGCUUGCCAUGCACGAGUAUCAGACCAUGGAGUCCAUCAUUCGUCGCGCGCUGGCCCCUACCGACGCCACUCAUAUGCGUCUUGCUCUCCCCGGCGCUGUCCACUGA